GACACAUGCCCGCUGCAACAACCUUGGCAGGACAUGCAAGGGAAGUGCUGCGAUGGAUUGCGCUUCUAGGCGUCCUGCAUUCAACGGUAGCAUCGGUAGCAAUGGACGUGUGUCCUUGCCACCUUCCUCUGCAAGUGCAUGAAGAGUACAUUGUCUCCUUCACGACGUACGACACGUUGCCCGCACUUGCGUCGCGUCUCGAUAACGUCCUGGCAACGUAUGAAUCUCCCGUGAGUGCGUCGUCGUCAUCUCUGCAUCGCCAGAUCCAGCGACACAACAUUCCCACGGACUUUGUCGUGUGGCAUCUCCACGAUAUGUCAUUGUCGGUGAUCCGCUGGCUUCGCAUCCAACCCGGCAUCAAGUCCAUCGUGCGGAAUCGUCGACUCCAGCUCACUUCCUUGACCACUACAGACCCCACCGCUGCCCGACAAGACACGUUCACCUCGUCGUCCGCUUCAUGGAACUACAUGGACGACUGGGACAUAUCUCGAUUACGUGCGCAAAACAUCACAGGCCAUGGCAUCAAAGUAGCCAUUUUCGACACUGGAGUCGACCCCGAUCAUGCGCGGCGGCACUUUCGACAUGUAGAGGACAUCGUCAACUGGACAGACGAACCCCUCCUUCGGGACAGCGACGGCCACGGCAGCUUCGUGGCCGGAAUCAUCGCGAGCGUCCAUCCCGCGUGCCCGGGCAUCGCGCCGGACGUCCGCCUCGUGUCGUUCCGCGUGUUCACAUCCACCAGCGCGUCCUACACGUCGUGGCUGCUGGACGCACUAAACUUUGCGCUGUUUCUGGACGUGGACGUGCUAAACUUCAGCUUUGGCGGCCCCGACUUUGCAGACGCGCCGUUCGUAGACAAGAUCCACGAGUGCGCGGCCAACGGCGUCGUGAUUGUGUCUGCCGUGGGCAACCACGGCCCUCAAUAUGGCAGUGUGACCAACCCCGCCGACCAGAUCGACGUGCUGGGGGUCGGUGGGCUCGGCCUGUCGCCGUCUACUAUCGCUCGGUUUUCCGCGCGUGGCCAAACGUUGUGGGAAAUCAAUUCCGGAUACGGCCGUGUGAAACCGGAUGCCGUCGCCCCAUCCAUGUUUGUGCGGGGCCUGUCGGGGGAGAACACGUGUCGCUUGAUGAAUGGAACGAGCAUGGCCGCGCCGCUGGCGUCGGGGAUGUCGGCGCUGGUGCUGUCCCGACUCACGCCAUCCCAACGCUCGACCUUUGGGCACGUGGGGUUUCUCAAGGGAUUAUUCCUUCAAACUGCGACCCGGCUCCCGUCCUUAUGGAAUGCCACCAUGCGAUCGACCGAUGAUGAGAACACGUGGCAACAUAUCUACGAACAAGGCGCGGGCCGACUUGACAUCAAUCAGGCGCUGGCUGCGUUGCCGUCUGCAAUGGCAAACCCGACCGUGGUGCUGUUUCCGUCGUCGCUAAACUUGACAGACUGCCCGUACAUGUGGCCCCAUUGCUUGCAACCACUGUACCACACCAGACUUCCCCUCGUAAUUAACAUCACAAUGUUUCACCCAACGGCUGUGACAAGUCACCUGGUGGGAACACCCAAAUGGACCCCAUCCAAUGCUGAAGACGAUUAUUUGGCCAUUCAAACAUCCACGGGGUCGGACUUGUUUUGGCCCUAUUCCGGAGCCAUAGGGGUGCACAUUCGAGUGACCCGAUCGGUGCCUCAUCCGAUGACUGUGUCGGGUCACUUGACGUUUUUCAUCUCGGACGCCCCACCUGUCCAAUUGUAUGUGGAAAUUCCGUUGAUUCCAGCCCCUCCUCAACGCCAACGGGUAUUGUGGGACCAAUUCCGCAACGUCCAGUACCCAUCAGGGUACAUUCCACAUGACAAUUUACACCAACAAGUAGACCCGUUCGACUCGCAAGGCGACCACCCGCACACGAAUUUUUGUGAUUUUUUUCACCGCCUCCUCAGCCACCACCGCUUAUUUGUUGAAGUGCUUACGACUGAUUACACGUGCGUGGGUGACUGGUCAUUGUACGGAGUAUUGGUCAUAACCGACCCCGAAGACAGCUGGUUUGCAUCUGAAGUGGCGCUCGUGGAUGCGGCCGUGCGCCGCCAUGAUGGCCUGAGUGUGGUCGUGAUCGCUGAUUGGUUCAAUCCUGGCCUCGUACGCCACCACAUGUCGUUUUGGGAUGCCACGACGCUGAGUACGUGGCAGCCAGUCACGGGCGGCGCCAACGUACCCGCCAUCAACACCCUCCUCGCGGGCUUUGGCGUUGGCCUGAGUUCCCACGUGUGGUCGAAUGUCGAGCUAUUGUACAUGUCAGGGUCGGCACUCAUCGACUUGCCAGACCCGAGUUUUGUGCUGUAUGCCAACCUCACGCAAGACACAAAGAAAGAUAGGGGAGUUGAUACGGGGUUGUUCAAACAGGAUAUGAAAGAGAUGGCGAUUGCAGCUAUGGUACAGAUUCAAGGCGGAGGUCGAAUUGUUGUGUAUGGCGACUCGUCGUGCGUGGACUCGUCGACGGUGUCGCAGAUGGAGCAUGGCACGGAGAUGGCCAGGGCCCAAUGCGAAGCCAUGAUCGAUGGCUUGGUCGAAUAUGCUUUGAGUGGUCAUCUGCCUCAGAAUGCAGAGCCAGUACCAGGGCUCCACGUGGCCGAAGCAGACGCCGCCGACAGUGACCACCCUUUCUUGGCGAAGUACUCACGAGUCCUUGGCCACGUCCCUGGUUGCCCCAACGUAGCGCUGAGCUAACCAGGUUUCAAACCGGUAAUAAGUACUACUAGUAGUAGUACUAAU
Molecule: messenger RNA, 2759 nt
Organism: Aphanomyces astaci
Lineage: Eukaryota; Oomycota; Saprolegniomycetes; Saprolegniales; Verrucalvaceae
Exons: 10
Coding region: 6-2714 (902 amino acids)
Biological process (GO): proteolysis
Cellular component (GO): Golgi apparatus
Molecular function (GO): serine-type endopeptidase activity
Source: RefSeq, a predicted model, not a curated record